Molecule: messenger RNA, 4180 nt
Organism: Cyprinodon variegatus (sheepshead minnow)
Lineage: Eukaryota; Metazoa; Chordata; Actinopteri; Cyprinodontiformes; Cyprinodontidae
Product: discs large homolog 1-like protein
Exons: 14
Coding region: 36-1445 (469 amino acids)
Biological process (GO): chemical synaptic transmission; neurotransmitter receptor localization to postsynaptic specialization membrane
Cellular component (GO): neuron projection; neuromuscular junction; postsynaptic density membrane
Molecular function (GO): protein binding
Source: RefSeq, a predicted model, not a curated record
AUUCCCCACAUCAGGACAACCAUGUAAGUCCUUACAUGAGUGGGAGCCAGUCUGUAAGUCCAGCCCCACUGACCACACCAAGAUACUCACCUCUGCCCAGGAGCCUGACGGCAGACGAAGAUGUUCCCAGGGAACCCAGGCGAGUUGUUCUACAAAGGGGUUCCACGGGUCUUGGCUUUAACAUUGUUGGAGGGGAAGAUGGAGAGGGGAUCUUCAUCUCUUUCAUACUGGCUGGAGGUCCAGCUGAUCUCUGUGGAGAGCUAAGAAAAGGAGACCGCAUCCUGUCGGUGAACGGCGUGGACCUUUCCAUUGCAACACAUGAGCAGGCAGCUGCAGCUCUAAAGAAUGCUGGACAAACGGUCACUAUCGUAGCUCAGUAUAGACCUGAUGAGUACAGUCGUUUUGAGGCCAAAAUCCAUGACCUGAGGGAACAAAUGAUGACCAGCAGUGUCAGCUCCAGCUCAACCUCUCUCCGCUCCACACAGAAACGCACACUUUACGUCAGGGCUUUGUUCGACUAUGAUGGAAGUGCUGCAGAUCUGAGUGCACCCAAUCAGGCUCUGCCAUUUAAUUUUGGAGACAUCCUCCAUGUGAGCAGCGCUGGUGAAGAGGAGUGGUGGCCCGCCCGUCACCUUAGCCCCCCACCCCCAAACUGUCCUGAAGUUGGACUCAUCCCCAGCCGAAGGAGAGCAGAGAAGAAGGAGAGAUCGAGGCUAAAGAUGGUCAGAGUGUCGAGGUCUCAGGACAGAUCGGAUCAGGAAGAUAAAGCGCUGGUAACCUCUGGCACCAGUGAUAGUGAGAGUAGUUCCUCUGGCCAGGAAGAGGUCCUCCUCACUUACCAGCCUGUUGUGCAGCAGGAAGUUAAUUACACACGGCCAGUCAUUGUACUUGGACCAAUGAAAGACCGGGUCAAUGAUGAUCUGAUCUCUGAGUUUCCAGAAAAGUUUGGAUCCUGCGUUCCACACACAACACGGCCACGAAGAGACUACGAGGUGGAUGGCAGAGAUUAUCACUUCAUGUCCUCCAGAGAGCUGAUGGAGCAAGAGAUUCAGGAACACAAGUUCAUUGAGGCUGGACAGUAUAAUAACCACCUCUAUGGAACCAGCAUACAGUCUGUCAGAGAGGUCGCCGAUAAGGGGAAGCACUGCAUCCUGGAUGUAUCUGGGAAUGCGAUAAAGCGUCUCCAGAUGGCAGGCCUCUAUCCCAUCGCUAUCCUCAUUAGACCACGUAAUGUUGAAAACAUCCUAGAGAUGAACAAACGUUUGACAGAGGAUCAGGCAAGGAAAGCCUUCGACAGAGGCAUCAAACUGGAGCAUGAGUUUGCAGAGUACUUCACUGCGAUAGUCCAUGGCUCAUCUUUAGAGGAAAUUUACUCCCAGGUCAAGCAAAUCAUUGAGGAGCAGUCUGGUCCUUACAUCUGGGUGACCACCAGGGAGCGACUUUGAAUAAACACACACAUAUGAAAUAUCCAUGCACACAUCACUGUAUCAACAUAAUUUUUUUUUCUAUUAUCAGCCUGCUUCCUCUGUUUUGCAUUACUGCACACACAUGUAUUUACACAAGCACACAAUAUUGGAGUGGCUGGGACUAUCUGGGACUUCACCUUCCUGAAGUGGGGGACCUCAGGUCUGUCCAGCAGCGUUCUGGUGGAUCUUCCUUCAGCUUGGUUCCUUAAUGUUUAAGGAGUUGGUUCAAAUCAAGGCAGCCUGUACCAUGAGCUGAUUUAUUUCACUACUGUUCUUCUUAUUGUUGUUGUCGUUGUUGUUUUCAUAUUAACAAAGAGUAAUGCAUUCAUGUAUUGGUUUGUAAUGAUAAUAUUGUCACCAAGAGGCAGACUUUUGCACGCUGUAGCUUUAAGAGCAUGUUUUUGGGACAAAAAUCUUGGUCUGAUCCCUGUAUGUCUCUCUGUCUGUCUAUUGUUCCAGGUGACAUUGCAAAUAUUUUUAGAUUUUGUUUUCUCUUUAGUUCAUUUCUCAUCCCUUUGUCCCCUCCUUUUCUCUCCUUACACUCUUAUACCAUUAUAUAUGAGAUGAUAAUAUCUAUUGUAAUUCUACCUUGCCCCAUAAUUCUGGCAUUGAAAGCUACCAUUGCUGGUUGAAGUAUAAAAAAAAAUGUCAAAUCACUUUAGAGAUUUGGGGACUAAUAACCUUCAAUUUAUAUGUAUCAUCUGUUACCACAGCUUAUUUAAGCAUAUUAGUUUUUCAACAUAGAAUUUAGAGAAUGACUUCAACAUUUAUAAGGCUCAAAUGAAAUUGAAAAAGCAGUCUGCAGCUUUUAGUUUUGUUUUUUUUAUAAUCAAUUACUGUACCAUCUAACUACCAAAAAAAAAAAGACUUUAUGUCUUCAAUCUGACCCAUAUUUAUUUCGUUUGUCAGGCCUCUCCCAAUAUAAGCAGUGGCCAGAUGAGCAAAAGCACUAAUAAUUUUUUUUUGUAAAACAUAAACAAUCAUAGUUCUUGUGUUUCCAGCGCAGCCCAGGAUUUACGGCCAACCUUUUUUUGCUCAUUUACCCUCUAAUCUGUUAUUAACUAUACAAAACAUAAGGAAAACAUUUUGAAAACUGGUCUUGCAUCUCUAAUGGAUAGUAAGUACACUAAAAAGAUCAGAACCAAAGAUAUUCCGUAUUUGUGGGGUUUGAAAAACAGGAAUAAAGCAAUGGGAAAUUGGUCUAUCCAAAUAAUUAAAAUAAUAAAGGUUAAAAACUUUUAUAUUUUUUGCUUAACUAAAUAUACAGAGUUGAGAGAUUUGUGCUUGUUUAAUAACCAUAUAGAGUUGAGAGAAGAUUUGUAUGAAAUAUAUUAAAGCUAAUAAAUCAAAUUAAAGUAAAUUAAUAAAAUAUCACAAUCUGACUUUAAAAGAGGAAAAUAUUUUUUUUUUUUUCAUUCAUAUAAUUGAAAAGUGUCAUUUUUAUAUUUAAGUUAAGGGACUUGGAUGUGCUCCCUUCCAAGUCUUCCAGACUUAAUUUUCCUUUUCUUUACUUAUUCUGACUUAAUGUCCAACUCUCAUAUCUGUGUUUCUCGUCGUAACACCAGCUUAAACAGUGUAUCGGCUUCUUCAUCCCCAUUGUCAUCCCAUCCAUUAUCAUCGUCACAGUCUUUGUAACAGCUUCCCCUCCUAAUGAUAGUUGCACUAAUGAGGGCUGAUUUCCUAAAAGCAUCUUGCGUUAAAUUGUUUUGUUUAUUGAUUAUGAAGGAUGCAAAAGGGCAGUUUUUGGGAAGGUUUUUACAUAUUUGUAGUAUAUAAAGACAUCACAUGUGCCCUACAGGUAAAAGUUUGUUACGCUCAGUUAAUACUCAGCAUCUUUUAUGUUUGUUUUAUUUUUUCUGCUGAGAGUUUAUUUUUCUUUUUAAGUUUGUUGUCCUUAUGCCCAUAAAAAUAUCUGAGCUAGUCCCAUGUGUGACCUCAGCACUCAGCUCAAUAUGCUGUGGGGUUUUUUUCACCUCCAUAAAUACCAACUAAAGCUUUGGCUUCACUAGUUUCUCCUUGUCACAGAAACUAAACUUUCGAGUCCAUGUGACAGAAUGUGUGAGAAACACUUUUGCUGAGUGUUGAGGUCAGGAAUUAAAAUCACCUGAAAUGUGAUGAUAAUUUGUUGUGGAGUAUAAAAACUCUCUUGCUCUUGAUGACACAGCCCUUGUAUGCUUGUAUGGACCUUGUCAGCCACCCACUCCCCCAUUCCACUGUAAACCCCUGGGGCAACACUUCCAAGCUGACUGGAGGACAGAGAUGUACAAUGGAGCCGUUCUGUCAGCAGAGGAGCCCUUAAAUAGUAAAAAAAAUUAUUUUGACCAAAUGUUUUGAAAUUUUAACACUUUCUCAAAGAAUGUUCUGCUGAACUCAUGAUUUCUCAUUUACAUUUUCCCAUUAAUCGCAGAAAAUAAUUUUUAUUCAUCAGCUGAGAGAACGGAAACCUCUGUAUGACUCUGGCUGUGUGUUUCUUCCAGGGGACUAUGCCACUGUUUGUUAGAGUAAAGCACCGAUGCAAAGAAUCUAUUAAAGAGAUGUAUCUAUAUCUGACAUAAUAUAAUAUUUAUCCCUGCUCUAACUGCCUAUUUUGGUACGAAAAAAUAAAAGGCUUUAUUGAGCUUUACUGCAGUCCCUUUACCUGUGACAAGAGGUGACUAUUCUUUCCUUUACUGUAUUGGAUGCUGAUGUUAAUUAUUUCAAUUGAUUAAUGAAUU